AUGCCUCCCGCGCAGUCCAUCCUGACCAAAUUGAAGGUUCAGCUCAAGCUCGCAAUCGCGAGACUGCGCAUGGUCCAGCAGCGCGACGAACAACUGGGCAAGUCUCAACAGCGGGCAAUGGCCCAACUUCUCGAAGCUGGCAAGAUCGACUCCGCCACCAUCCGCGUCGAGAACAUCAUACGUUCUGAUAUCACGACCGAGCUCCUCGAGAUGCUGGAGCUCUACUGCGAGCUGUUGCUCGCUCGUGCGGGACUCAUGGAAAGUUCUGUCUGCGAUCCCGGUCUGGAGGAGGCCAUCAAGAGCAUCAUCUACGCUGCGCCAAAGACGGAAAUCAAGGAACUCGUGUCGGUUAGACAGCUUCUGGGGGAAAAGUACGGCAAGGAAUUUGUGCUCACGGCCAUGGACAACUCAGAUGGCAAGGUCAAUGAGAGGGUUGUCAAGAAGCUGAGCGUCGAGCCGCCAAGGCCGGAACUCGUGCAGGGCUACUUGGAGGAGAUUGCGAGAGCGUAUGGUGUCGAUUGGCCGAGGAGGGAAAAGGUCACGCCCCCGCCGGAGCUUGUCGACGAUGAUGAUGAUGAUGAUGAUGAUGACGAUGAGGGGGGCGAUCACGACGAUAGCCAGUCGGGCGGGCAGAAGAUAUUGGCAGAGCCCCUGACGGCCGGGAGAAAGCUUUCCAGGGGCGAGGAGGAGUUGAACAAGGCCACCCCGCCGCAGGGGUUUGCUGGUCCCAGGAGUCCGGUGACGGUUACGCCGCCGAGGAGAACGACGGAAAACGUCCAUCCCAAGGUGACGCUGGGGUCGGUUGAGCUGAAGCCGAAUAAGAGGAUGGAGGCUGCGGCUAGUAGGAAGGAGCCCGAGGGGGCGGUGCCCGACAUAAGUGACUUGGAGAGGAGGUUUGCAGCAUUGAAGAAGAGGUGA
This is a messenger RNA of Metarhizium album ARSEF 1941, 918 nucleotides long. RefSeq lists its product as uncharacterized. Lineage: Eukaryota; Fungi; Ascomycota; Sordariomycetes; Hypocreales; Clavicipitaceae. The coding region runs from base 1 to 918 and encodes 305 amino acids. Gene Ontology annotation, biological process: protein transport. The transcript has 2 exons. The record is from RefSeq and is a predicted model, not a curated record.